AUGCCUGCAAAGACAGAAAUCGCAACCCUCUCGAGCGACCAUCGAGUAGAACAACUUGGACGGAACAUUCACAUAGGGACCACUCGACACUUUGCACCCGCGAGUCUCCCCAUCUCCAUUCUUCACAUCCCACUUGCCGCCGCGGCUCAGCAGGAACGUGUACAUGCGGUCCUGCACCGUCCGCGCGGCGACGUGCAGAGGAGUGUCGCCCCGUUUGUUCGUCCUCUCAACCCCCGCCUUGUCCGCCAGGAGCACGGCGAUGCCGACGUGCCCCGUCGCAGCCACCAGGUGGAGGGGGGUGUCCCCGUCGUUGUUGCUGACGUCGGUGCGGGCCCCGAUCCUCACCAGGAGGGAUGCGAUCUUCCCGUACCUUCCUCGCGCUGCGAGGUGCAGAGGGGUGUCGCCGUCGUUGUUUGUCGCGUUGAUGUCGGCGCCGCUUUCUAUCUCGAGGAUUGCUGCGGCUCUGAGCCCUUUCAUCGCCGCUCGGUGGAGAGCGGUGUUGCCCUGAUCAUCCCGGGGGUGAGAUGGAAUUUUCUCUUCAUAUUUGGUCUUGCCGGGACCCCAUUGGGUAAAGAUCGAGAAAAUAGAAACCAUUUUAUCUUCAACUCGGCGUUUCUGAGAGGUAGUAGCCUGGCUGCCUUUUCAGUGCUGGCUGGAAAUUGA
Messenger RNA from Clonostachys solani, 663 nucleotides. Lineage: Eukaryota; Fungi; Ascomycota; Sordariomycetes; Hypocreales; Bionectriaceae. The record is from the annotation of a GenBank genome assembly.